Molecule: messenger RNA, 809 nt
Organism: Melanotaenia boesemani (Boeseman's rainbowfish)
Lineage: Eukaryota; Metazoa; Chordata; Actinopteri; Atheriniformes; Melanotaeniidae
Product: nanos homolog 2-like
Exons: 1
Coding region: 40-549 (169 amino acids)
Biological process (GO): negative regulation of translation; oogenesis
Cellular component (GO): perinuclear region of cytoplasm
Molecular function (GO): mRNA binding; zinc ion binding
Source: RefSeq, a predicted model, not a curated record
AGGUGUCUAUAAAAAUUAGACGCCCAACACAAAGUCAGCAUGCUUUUUCUUACAAUAAUAAUCACAAUGCAAAGAAGAGUUGACAUCCAGGAUGCGCCCCUCUACAGCGGGUACAGCUUCGAUAUGUGGCACGACUACAUGGAUCUGAGCAAAGUACUGGAGAAGCUGUGCUACCCGCGUGAAGAGGACAGCGGAGACCCGAAGAAAGAACUAUCUGCGAUGCAGUGGAGCUACAUCAAAGACUCAUCACUGAGGAAAUUUAAACUCUCCAAGAGCUCUGCAGAGAGCAGCUCGGCCAGCAGCCUGUCGGACACCAGCAGCGGAACUCAUACGGAUUACUGUCGCUUCUGCAAGCAGAACGGGGAGUCUUCGCGGGUGUAUUGGUCACACACUCUCAAAUCAGACAACGGGAAAGUCACCUGCCCCAUCCUCCGCAAUUACAUCUGUCCCAUUUGUGAGGCCACGGGGGACCACGCUCACACACGCAGGUACUGCCCGCAGGCACAGCGGCGUGAUGACGCGAGUACGCCCGGGUUCGAGUCCCGGUAACUAAUGACAGACAAGAUGACACUGAAAAAGACUGUACAUAAUUCCCAAAGAUUGUUGCUGAAACGUUUAAAUGUUUGUUCUGAACGUUUUUAUAACUUCUAAAAAGACUGUUUAUGAACGUCAUGUUACUCGGACUGUUUCCGUUGAGCAUCAGUCUGCUGCAAACAGUCCGCCUGCAGUUCUCGCAGCUCCCUCUUGAAUUCUAAACGUUUAUUAAACAUGAUAAAUGUGUAUAUAUAAAAAAAACACGAGAAAAGCUG